This is a messenger RNA of Lodderomyces beijingensis, 1263 nucleotides long. NCBI's taxonomy places the organism in Eukaryota, Fungi, Ascomycota, Pichiomycetes, Serinales, Debaryomycetaceae. The record is from the annotation of a GenBank genome assembly.
AUGAGUAACCAGGUCCAAAGCUACGACACUAUUAAACAAGCAGAUACGAUAAGAAUCAAAAAACCGUCCUUCCCCUUACUAAGAAAAGCACAAUCGACCCCAAAGCUACGGAACACCAGCAGUAACCUCUCACCAAGUCCGGUGAAGAAGAAAAAGAAAACCCAUUUGUCCCCACUUGGCACCAACAACAACACCAACACCCCCACGUCUUCGGCUGCAUAUACUACUGUUUCAACGGUUGCGUCAACACCAGCUGUGCCGUCAAAGAAGAAAUCCAGCGCGACUUUAAACACAGCACCACCACCAGCGCCAACAAUAGCCUCUACAACCAUAACCUCCUCAACAGCUUCCCCGGGGUUCUUCAAAAAAAUCUCAAAUUUCAUCCACAAACUAAAAUCGCUUUCGGAAGAAGUAUUCAACGCGGAGGAUAUCGUAGAAGAGCUAUUUGUCGACUCCGAAGUAGAUGACCAGUUGACAUUUGAUAAGAUUGUCAAGUCAAAUAAAGGUUAUCAGAGCGCAGAAGAGAAGUUCUUGCAAGAGUACAAGAAAUUCAAGAGCUUGGACAAAAUGUAUUCCUACUAUAACCCUGAACUUGGCCAGCAUAGCCACACGGGGAGAAGCAGCCAUGAUAACAACUCGUCCACCACAAUGGUUUCCGAGCCCCUGAAUAGCAAAAUCAGGACAACUUUGCAGGACGUUAUCCGACUACAGUCUCAACAGUGUCAAAGAUAUCAAAACCUUGAUGAGUUUGACCUGGAUGACGACUCAGAUAUAGAGGCUGAAGAAAGGUCUGGCGAGUCGUCAUCUUCGAGUAGUGACGUUAAGUUCCAACAAAUUGAUUUCGCGGCCUUGCGUCGCGAGUUUGAACAUCUGCUUACCACCAAUAACAACUCGGACUCUGAUGCCAAUUCACGUACCACUACAACCACCAAAGUUCACCACCACCACCACCAACACAACCACCAUCAUCAUUCAAAACCCCAGUCAAACUCAGUCAAUGUCGGGUCCAUUUUGUGGGAAUACCGUCGUCUCAAAUGGUUGGAAGCUACAAAUAACCCAAGAAAAAUCAGAGAACGAGUUGCUGCAUCGUCCAUCUCCUAUAUCCCCAAGGAGAACUAUGUCAAGGUAUACACCUCGCUUGUGGAAAAGAACAAAUGCUUGAAAGAUGACAAGCACAUCAAUUUGGGCGAUUUGAUCGAGAUCAUCAAUGCGGGCUGGAUCGCCGAGGAAAGGUGGGAAAGAGCUGCUCGCGGUGUCGCUUAA